Messenger RNA from Salvia splendens (bonfire salvia), 1888 nucleotides. RefSeq names its product F-box protein At5g07670. Gene Ontology annotation, molecular function: protein binding. NCBI's taxonomy places the organism in Eukaryota, Viridiplantae, Streptophyta, Magnoliopsida, Lamiales, Lamiaceae. The record is from RefSeq and is a predicted model, not a curated record. The transcript has a single exon. Bases 141 to 1643 code for a protein of 500 amino acids. Gene Ontology annotation, cellular component: SCF ubiquitin ligase complex. Gene Ontology annotation, biological process: SCF-dependent proteasomal ubiquitin-dependent protein catabolic process.
UUUUGAAUACCACUCACCCAGAUAAACUGCAAUGGACCCCACACUAAAUCUAUCCGUUAACAUUUCCCAAUCUAAAUGCUUCAAACCACAGUGAGCUCGAAACUGAAGAGCAGAAGCAGAGAAAUCUAUCAACAAAAACGAUGACGUUUUCACCCGACAAAGAAAACCAACACUCAUCACCAUCACAAUCGAGCUGGUUCAAGAGCAAGAAAGCCUUCAACAAUGUCCUCUUCGCAAUGCGCCUCAACAACAAACAACCCCUCACCCCCAAAUCCCUCAACCAAAUCCCCCCGCCGCCGCCGCCUUCUUCACGCCGCGCAUCCAAGCUCCACCAUUUCCCCCCCACCGACCUCAUCAUCGACAAAACCUCCCUCCUCUCCGACCAAAUCCUCCUCAAGAUCCUCUCACAUCUCCCCAAAUCUCAACGACAUUCCAAUUUCCUCGUCUCCAAACGGUGGCUCAAUCUCCAGGGCAGGCUCGUCACCUCAAUCAAGCUUCUCGAUUGGUACUUUCUCAUCUCCGGCAGAUUGCUUUCACGCUUCCCUAAUCUCGUCGAAAUCGAUUUGGUCAACGGCUGCAUCCUUUCCCCCCAGAAUUUGGGGGUUUCUGUCACGAACAGCCACGUGUCCUUCCCCGGCGGCUCCGAUUGCUUCCACCGGAGAGACUGGUUUUCUCCGGAGAAUUACGCGCUGAGCGGCGAGGAAAUCGAUAGAGGGGUUAGGGUUUUAGCCGCCGGAUUCCCCAAUUUGACGAAAUUGGUAGUGAUGAACGCUACCGAGAUGGGGGUUCUCACCUUAGCUGAGGAGUGCCCUAAAUUGCGAGAGCUCGAGCUGCGUAUGUGCAGCGAUCGAGUCCUCCGCGGCAUUGCCGCGUGCCAGAAUCUGCAGAUUUUACAGCUGAGUGGUAGCGUUUCCGAUGUUGGAUUGAUCAUCUUGGCGCAGGGAUGCAAGAAGCUCACGAGGCUCGAAUUAAAUGGAUGCAGAGGCGGAUACGAGGGCGUUAAGGCGAUCGGGCAAUGCUGCUCGAUGCUCGAUGAGCUCACGUUAACCAACCUCGAUAUGGAGGAUGGCUGGAUGCUAGGUCUCCCCUUCUGCCAAAAUUUAACGAGUUUGAGGCUGAUUUCUUGCAAGCGAAUAAAUGGCGACGACAGUGACAACAGCGAUACUAAUCCGUACGAUGAUUUGGGGCAUUGUCCGGUGAUCAAGAGCUUGCGUCUCGAUAAAUGCCAGACGAGGGACAAGAAGGGCUUAACGGCUCUGUUUCGCAUCUGUCGUGACGCUACAGAGCUGGUGCUGCAGAGCUGCUGGGGUCUGAGUGAUGAGGUGUUUGCGGCCGCGGUUGGUUUGAGGAGGGUGAGGAGUCUGUCGAUCCAGGGAUGCGCGUUGCUGACUGCGCGCGGGCUGGAGAGCGUGACCGUGGGAUGGAGCGAGCUCAGGAGCUUGAGAGUGGUGGCUUGUAAUAAUAUAAAGGAUGAGGAGAUCAAUCCGGAGGUUUCGACUGCGUUUGCAGAGUUGAGAUGGGAGCCGGAUUCGAGAAGCCGGCUUUGCUCGGGCCUUGCCGGGACCGGGGUUGGGAGGAAGGGUGGGAAGUUCUUUAACAAGUCGUGUGAUUGGAAGUCGUUUAGAAGUAGGUCGGAUUCUUGAAGAUUGGAUAUCACCACAUGUAUUAUUAAUGUUAUGUGUAAUAGUAGUAUUUGUUAGAUCUAAAUUUUUGAAAAUGUAUGUAUUAUAGUGAGGCUCGUUUGGUUUUAUGGGAUGGGUAUAACCAGAAAAUUAACUCGGGAUAGGAUUUUAGAGCCGAAAGUAGAGUUUUAUGUUGUUUGGCACGAAACUGUGCUCUUCCAAUACGUAUUUAUUUUAGUUGCAAGGAAUGGUCAAUAUUGAUUUCA